CUGAAUAAGUUUUAGAUUAUGGCAGCUCAAAAUCGUGAUGUAUAUGAGAGAUUAGACAACGCGGCUGAAGUUGGGGAUAUUGAGACACUGUACCAGUUGAUUGCUGAAGAUCCAAAUGUUCUACGAGGACACUAUGAUAAAGUGCCUUUUCGUGAGACGCCACUACACAUUGCAGCCAGAAAUGGCCAAAGUCAUUUUGCCAUGGAGUUAAUGACCCUUAAGCCUUCGCUUGCUUUGAAGCUAAACACGUCAGGUCUCAGCCCAAUGCAUUUAGCCCUGCAAAAUAACCAUAUUCGAACUGUGAGAGGGUUAAUGGCAAUCGACAGCAGCUUAAUCAGCAUCAAGGGAAGAGGAAGGAUUACUCCUUUGCAUCAUGUGGCUAAAAUAGGUGAUGCAGAGUUGUUGAGUGAGUUCUUGUUUGCUUGUCCUUGUUCCAUAGAAGACUUGACGACUAACUGUGAGACAGCAGUGCACAUCGCUGUGAAGAACGACAGGCUUGAGGUAUUUAAGGUUCUAUUGGGAUGGGUUAAGAGAGUAAACAGGGAGGAAAUCCUGGACUGGAAGGAUGAAGAUGGUAACACAGUCUUCCACAUUGCUGCGUUGACUAAUCAAACAGAGGUAAUGAAGUUGCUGCGUGGAACCGUGAAAGUAAACGCCAAAAACUUGGAUGGUAAGACCGCCAUGGACAUACUUCAAGCUCACCAAUCUCCUCGUUUUCCCGAAGCAAGUAGACUUCUCCGCAGGGCUAAGGAAAUAUUGCACUUUGGUCGCACGAUGUCUCUAGCGGUGUUCUUGAGCGAAAAGCCAUCGCCUAUUGAGAAGCAGAACAAGCUCUUAGGGCUGAACCCUCUGAUCCAGACCAGACACAGAUCUUCGAGUAGUAAUGACAGCCGCAGUGCGGUACUUGUGGUGGCUAUACUGGUUGUAACAGCUACAUACCAAGCUGGUCUUAGUCCUCCUGGUGGAUUUUGGCAAGAAACUGUCUACGACGAUGAUGUACACUUCCGUCACGACGCUGGGCAGAUGACUAUGUCUUUCAACAAUGCCUUAUUCUUUUUUUUCCUCAACGGAAUUGCCUUCUUUUCAUCUCUGUAUGUGACCAUGAAACUCAUAAUUGGACUCCCCAUGUGGAUGGUACUCUACGGUUCAACGAUGGCUCUCGGGAGUGCCAAUUAUACAUCAUUCAUCUAUACAUUACCAGAUUCAACUAGCCCACUCGGGGGAAUCGCAGUGUCCCUAUUGCUAUUGGCAUACCCUGUGAUCACGGCAUUAAUAAUAUUCCCUCCUAUCGUGGCAUUCUUUGUCAAUAAAAGUCGCCGGCACAAUGUGGACUUUUCGGCGAGGUACUUCAGCUCAUCUCAGGAGCUAUCGUAAUGAAGCCUGAAGCGUUCAAGAGUGCUAGACUCUUUAUUGUCUCCGACCAGCUCUUCUUACAGAUUCCCUCUGUAUCUUUGGAUUUUGUAACUUUUUUCACCUAUUAUAAGAUGAAUCUCUCUCCCUUUCUUUACCUAUGUUUUACUCUGGAUUGAGUCUUCAACUCUUACACGUUUACUAUUACGGUAUUACCCAUGUACUGUGAUCGUAAAACCAACAGUGAUAAUAAAUCCAUCAAACUAAGUCUCUAUACAGCU
This is a messenger RNA of Eutrema salsugineum, 1631 nucleotides long. RefSeq names its product ankyrin repeat-containing protein BDA1. The record is from RefSeq and is a predicted model, not a curated record. Bases 19 to 1374 code for a protein of 451 amino acids. The transcript has 2 exons. Gene Ontology annotation, molecular function: protein binding. Lineage: Eukaryota; Viridiplantae; Streptophyta; Magnoliopsida; Brassicales; Brassicaceae.